UUGUGUUUGUUCCAGACACACUCGAACUACCACUUCGACUACGGGGUGAAGGACUACCACACCGGGGACGUGAAGAGCCAAUGGGAGUCCCGGGAUGGCGACCACGUGAAGGGUCAGUACUCGCUGAUCGAACCGGACGGAAGCCUGAGGACGGUGGAAUAUUCGGCGGACCCGCACACGGGCUUCCACGCCAUCGUCAAGAAAUCCGGCGGCGGGAACCACUUCUCCUCCAAGUACAAUCUCCUCCCGGCCCCGGUCCCUUUCAAGCCUCUGCCCAUCAAGAGCUUCUACCCGUCCCACCUCAUCAACACCUACGACGGCAAGCACUCCGCCUACCUCAACCUCCGCCCCAAGACUGUUUUCCGCGUCCC
Messenger RNA from Bemisia tabaci, 371 nucleotides. The record is from RefSeq and is a predicted model, not a curated record. NCBI's taxonomy places the organism in Eukaryota, Metazoa, Arthropoda, Insecta, Hemiptera, Aleyrodidae.